Molecule: messenger RNA, 1281 nt
Organism: Salvia splendens (bonfire salvia)
Lineage: Eukaryota; Viridiplantae; Streptophyta; Magnoliopsida; Lamiales; Lamiaceae
Exons: 7
Coding region: 349-1008 (219 amino acids)
Biological process (GO): regulation of DNA-templated transcription
Cellular component (GO): histone deacetylase complex
Molecular function (GO): protein binding; transcription coregulator activity
Source: RefSeq, a predicted model, not a curated record
UCUGCAUUUAUUUCAUGCUCUCUCCCUCCCUCUCCACAAUCCAAUAAAAUUCCUCCUCUCUCCAACUGAACUUCCCUGCUACUUCUAUUUUUUCAUAUUCAAUUGGAUCACUUUCUCUCUCUAGUUGUCCCUCUCCGCACCGCAUUUUUGAAGAGAGUUAACAUUUUCUCACACCUACUGAAAGGGCUAUGAUCAUGAAGAUUGGAAUCUGUCUAUGAAUAUAUCCACACUAUGUUGGGACAUAUUUGGAGCUGAGUAUGUAGCAGUGAAGGUGGCUCACAUUUACGUUGAGUUCGCGUUUGUAGGCCUUUGAGAUAUCAUUGGUGUUGAUUAUCUGCUUAGAGGGAUAUGAUGGAAACUGAAUCUUGCCCUUCACGGGUUUUAUCACCAUUCCGCGAGGAGAGUGGGGAUGAGGAGCUCUCUGUUCUUCCGAGGCAUACAAAGGUUAUUGUGACUGGUAAUAAUAGAACAAAGAGUGUUUUGGUGGGGCUGCAAGGCAUUGUCAAGAAGGCGGUUGGCCUCGGUGGAUGGCAUUGGCUGGUUUUGAAGAAUGGGGUUGAGGUGAAGCUCCAAAGGAAUGCUUUGAGUGUGCUGGAACCUCCAACUGGAAAUGAAGAAGAUGAUGAUUAUGAUUUUGACGAUUCUAGCAGUGGUUCUGAUAUUGCUUCUGGAUUUCAAUUCAGCAAGAUAAACAAACCACAAGCUCGGUAUAGUAGACCAUGGUCUCCAACUCCAUCCAUGAAGUCUGUCAACCGCAAUAGUUGCAGAGAAGUUCAGUUCAAAUGCCAUGCAGCCCAAUUGAGAGUGAAUUUGUCGAAGCUUGGAACUGGAUCCCUGUGGAGAUACUGGCGGAGCUUCCAUCUCGCACAUGUUAGUCGUAACCCUACCAAGGAGCAGCUGGUCAAUGCCAUCCAGCAGCAUUUUUCUUCACAGCAUGUGGAUGAGGUACAAGUGAUUGUGGAUUUUAUCCGCGCGGCCAAGAGAUUACAACCGGUUGGCAUAAAUUGAGUGAGAGAUAUAUGCCUCUUUACCUGUAAUAUAUAUGUAUGUAGUAACUACUCUACUUUUCACCUUUAAUUAACUGCUAAUUUUAGAGAUCAGGUAUGUAUGUGAGUUUUAACUUUACCCUAGUCUCACAACCCUAACCUUUUGUAUCUUCACAAGUGGGCCAAUUACUAUUAUCCUCCACUACUUUCUAAUGUUAGAAUUUACCCCAACAUUUUGGUUUAGGUUUAAAUUUCUAAAUGCUAUAUGCCUGAAGUCAAAGAGAUAUUUUUCUAA